This is a messenger RNA of Caenorhabditis briggsae, 1614 nucleotides long. The record is from RefSeq and is a predicted model, not a curated record. The transcript has 13 exons. NCBI's taxonomy places the organism in Eukaryota, Metazoa, Nematoda, Chromadorea, Rhabditida, Rhabditidae. Bases 1 to 1614 code for a protein of 537 amino acids. Gene Ontology annotation, biological process: monosaccharide transmembrane transport. Gene Ontology annotation, molecular function: hexose transmembrane transporter activity. Gene Ontology annotation, cellular component: membrane.
AUGAAAUUCUCUGUCCCCAAAAAUAUUCUAUUCCUGAUAUUCGGUUUUUUAAUCCUGGAUACUAUAAACCAAUCGCAAGUUUUAGUAUUUUCAUCGUUAGCUGAAAUUAUUCAAGAAAUGAAUAAUCAUACAUUAACAACACACUUUGGAAUUGAGCCAACUGCCACUAGACUAGCAUUCAUGAAUUCGGCAAUGACAAGUGUGGAAGAGGUCGGAGGGAUUUUCGCAAUACUUUGCCUGUUUCCGCUGGCGGAUACAAAGGGUCGAAAGUUUGUAGCUGUUUAUGUUAGAAUUGCUAUAACCCUUCUUGUUGGAUCGUGCCAAUUUUUAGCAGCAGUUUUCCAAGCUUCAGAAGUUUUUCUUUUGGGACAGAUGAUUUUAGGAUCACAUUAUUCUAUACGCCACUUCACGAGCAUUAUGUAUAUUUUGGAGUGUACACCGGACAAUUGUAGAGGAUUCGCUGGAACGUUUCUCGUGUUCGAUUAUGUUUUAGCAAAACUGUUCAUGUUCACUGCAGCGUCUCCAAGUUUACUCGGAACAACAUCUUCCUGGUUCAUUUUCCCGCUCGUCACAAUGAUAAGUUCUGUUGCUGUUCUAUUCUUUUUACUUCGUUUCCCAGAAUCGCCGAAAUGGCUUGUUCAGCAGAAUAGGAUUCAAGAAGCGAAGAACUCCAUAAAAAUUUAUCAUGGGAGGAACUGCGAAAUUGAGCAAGUUGUGACGUCCAUGAUAAAAGAGAAGAAUUUGACUGAUGAGGAAAAACUAACUCUACGCCAAAUUUGGGAAAAUGAGACUUUGCGGCAGGUAGAGUUAGCUUUUUUGUGGAGAUGUAUACAUGUCAGGAUACAGGCAUUUAAAAUUUUGAUGGCUUUGCUGAUUUUCAAUGUUUUUGACACAACUAUGGUUCUAUCAGUUUAUACAAUUCUCCUCCAUAAGGAAGCUGGAUUCACUGUGCAGAUGACUAUGAAUAUCACUCUAAUCCUGACUUUCAUAACGGUCCCGACCAAAUUCUUUGGUACUUUUAUGUUGGAUGGUUUGGGAAGACGACCGACACUUUUAAUUGCUGGUGUUAUGGAAUAUAUGAAAUCGAGUUUACUCUUGACGACUCAAACUAUAAUAUAUUUUGUUGGCUCAAGUCUACUAACUCAAAUUUUGUAUGUGAUUUCCGAAUUUCUAAAUGCAAUCGUUCCUGCAACCGGCGUUCACACUAUUCGCAUACUCUUUGUGACCGAGCUGUUCCCACCGAGCGCACGGACUGCAGUUGCACAGGCGUUAAUGUUUGGUGGUAUGAUUCUGAGCACUCCAAUCACCACAUUGUUCCCAAUAAUAGACUCUAUAUUUCCGCCAAUUUAUUAUUUUCCAUUUGUAAUUGUUCAACUGAUUUUUGGAGUUUAUUUGUAUCGGCACUUGCCUGAAACUAGAGGAAAGUCAGUUUACGAAAUCAUUGAGUCUAUGGAUAACGAAGUUGGAUCUCGGGCGCCGACUAUUUCCACUGAAAAGACACCUCUCCUUAGAGAUCGGGCUACAACUCACGCAAUACGACGAGCAAGCAUUUUGAACACCCCAAGGACUCGGGCUUUGACAAUUCAUCAAAGUCUGCUCUCGAUGAAGUUGUAA